Gavia stellata (red-throated loon) is the source of this 1384-nucleotide messenger RNA. It is a transcript of the gene ASB4, whose product is annotated as ankyrin repeat and SOCS box containing 4. Gene Ontology annotation, biological process: negative regulation of delayed rectifier potassium channel activity; neuronal action potential; intracellular signal transduction. Gene Ontology annotation, molecular function: transmembrane transporter binding. Bases 1 to 1308 code for a protein of 435 amino acids. The transcript is spliced from 5 exons. Gene Ontology annotation, cellular component: synapse; membrane; axon initial segment. Lineage: Eukaryota; Metazoa; Chordata; Aves; Gaviiformes; Gaviidae. The record is from RefSeq and is a predicted model, not a curated record.
AUGGAUCUGGAGGAGACAUACGAAGAGGGAGACAAUACAGAGCGGAAAAUUACUCGAGCUGCAGCUGCGAAGUUGGUGAAAAAGGCUUUUCUCGAAGCCCUGAAGUCCAAUGACUUUGAAACACUGGAAGAGCUCUUGAGCCAAAAGAAAAUAGACGUGGACACGGUGUUUGAAGUGGAAGAUGAAAACCUGAUUCUGGCAUCCUACAAACAAGGGUACUGGCUGCCUAGCUACAAAUUAAAAAUAUCCUGGGCAACUGGACUUCAUCUAGCUGUCAUGUAUGGACAUCUGGAGAGUCUUUCAGUCCUGCUCAAUCACAAAGCUACAAUCAACUGCCGGCCCAAUGGAAAAGCUGCAAUCCACAUAGCGUGUGAAAUGGCAAAUGUUGAGUGUCUCAAGAUCCUUUGCAACCACGGAGCUAAGCUGAACUGCUUUUCAAUGAGUGGGCAGGCACCCUUGCACUUCUGUACAACACGAACCUCCAUUGCUUGUGCCAAGCAGCUGAUUUGGAGAGGAGCAAAUGUGAACAUAAAAACAAACAACCAAGAUGAGGAGACUCCUCUGCACAUCGUUGCACGUUUGGGUAUCCCUGAGCUCGUGGCCUUUUACGUGGAACAAGGAGCACACAUUGAUGCUCUCAAUGCCUACAUGGAGACUCCCCUGGCCUGUGCAGCCUAUUGGGCCCUUCACUAUAAGGAUCAGAUAUAUAGCCCGGAUCACCACCUCAUCUGUCGGAUGCUCUUAGACUAUAAAGCUGAAGUGAACACUCGUGAUGAGGAUUUCAAAUCACCGCUCCACAAAGCUGCCUGGAACUGUGAUCACGUCCUGCUGCAUAUGCUGCUGGAGGCAGGAGCAGAAGCAAACAUCAUGGAUGUCAAUGGCUGUGCACCCCUACAGUAUAUCAUAAAAGUGACAUCUGUGCGGCCAGCUGCCCAGCCUGACAUCUGCUACCAGCUGCUACUGAAUCAUGGAGCAGCUAGGAUAUACCCACUGCAAUUCCACAAGGUGCUACAAGCCUGUCAUUCCCACCCCAGAGCUGUGGAGGUUGUCGUCAAUACCUACGAACACAUCAAAUCAACAUCUAAGUGGAAAGCAGCCAUACCUGAUGACGUACUUGAGCGGCACCAGGAUUUCUAUGACUCUUUGUUCACUGUGUGCAGCAAUUCACCACGGUCACUCAUGCAUUUAUGCAGAUGUGCCAUUCGGGCGAUAUUGUCAGAAAGGUGCCACCGCGGAGUCCCCUUGCUCUCCAUCCCCCCAUCCAUGAAGAAGUACUUGCUGCUGGAACCAGAAGGAAUCAUCUACUGAGACACAGCAGUGAGGGCACCGGCAUCUCCCUUCCUGGAUCCACGCGUCUCUGCGGGGUGCUGGAGAUGCAGGCGCA